AUGGCCGUUCAUUCUAAAGAUGAGGCUUUGAUGUGUAAGGUCUUUCCGUCUAGCUUGGGCCCAGUGGCGAUGAGAUGGUUCAAUGAUUUAAGAGCGAAUUCUAUUGACUCUUUUAAGAAACUCACUCGGGCCUUUGGUGCUCGCUUUAUCACUUGUAACAGGGUUCCUCGGCCUUUGGGAUCCUUGUUAUCUAUGUCUAUGCGGGAGGGGGAAACUCUGAAGGCCUACUUAGAUAGAUACUGGGAGAUGUUUAACGAAAUAGACGGAGACUAUGACGAUGUGGCAAUUAGUACUUUCAAGGCUAGCCUCCCAACCGAGCAUGACCUGAGGAAAUCUCUGACUGGUAAGCCUGUUACCAGUGUGCGCCAACUUAUAGAUCGAAUUGACAAGUACAGAAGGCCAGGAUCUGCCAACACUCAAGUGGUUAAUGUCGUAUUCCGAAAACCAGUACAACAGGUUUUGGAGAAGAUUAAAAAUGAGUCGUUCUUUAAAUGGCCGAACAAGAUGGCAGGAGAUCCUAUGAGGCGCAAUCAAAACCUUUACUGCCAAUAUCAUCAGGAUCAUGGGCACACUACCGAGGAUUGCAGAAACUUGUGGGACCAUCUAGACCAACUAGUCCAGGAAGGGAAGUUAAAGCAACUCUUGCAUCAUUCCAGUGGUCGGGGAAGUCAAACGGGUUCGGAGUUUCGGGGAGAUGCUUCUUCAAGACUCCCUCUUGGCACAAUAAAUGUCAUUUUUGCUGCCCCAGGGAGGAUUGGAUCUUGUCCUUCCAGAUCCCAUGAUGAUGCUUUAGUGGUCACACUUAGAAUUGGUGGGUACAAUAAGAAAACGGUGAUGAUUGACCAGGGCAGCGGAGUUGAGAUAAUGUAUCCUGACCUAUAUAAGAGGCUAAAUUUGAAACCUGAAAACUUAACAGCCUACAGUUCUCCUCUGAUGAGUUUUGAAGGUAAAAUGGUCGUUCCGAAAGGUCAGAUCAGAUUACCUGUGCAGACCGGCCCGGAUGUGGUGGAGGUGGAUUUCAUUGUUGUAGAUGCUUUCUCUCCAUACACGGCCAUUAUGGGCAGACCCUGGCUUCAUACCCUGGGGGCCGUCUCCUCUACUCUUCACCAGAAGAUGAAGUACCCAUCUGGAGGCCAGGUCUUGGAGAUAUUAGGAAAUCAAUCUACAGCUAGACAAUACCUGGUAGCGGCCAUCCAACAUCGGCCUAAGGCUGAAAUCUCGGCCACCGCUGAUAAUGGCUUAUAG
This is a messenger RNA of Quercus robur (English oak), 1245 nucleotides long. RefSeq lists its product as uncharacterized. The coding region runs from base 1 to 1245 and encodes 414 amino acids. The transcript has 3 exons. The record is from RefSeq and is a predicted model, not a curated record. Lineage: Eukaryota; Viridiplantae; Streptophyta; Magnoliopsida; Fagales; Fagaceae.